AUGCUGGCGGCCGAGCACGUGGCAGCGGAGAGCAUCGAGCUGAUAUGCCAGCAGGCGGGGGAGCUCCUGUACGACCACUACCUGCAGCGGAAGGCCUUCCCCUUCGCGUCGGAGAUCGUCAGCAGCGCUUUGACGCUGGAGAAUGCCGCCGAUGAGGCACUGCUCAGGCGUGCCAGUCAUGGCGCUGCAGCAGAAGAAGCCGGCAGUCGCAGUGGCAUGGUAGACCUCCAGCACCUCAUGGUCCAACACGCCGCGUCGGAGACCGAGCUCCAUGCCCGUGCGGCCGAGACGUGGCGCAAGUAUGCUAGCCAGCUGGCCAAUAGUGGCUGCAGCUAUAAAGGUGGCUUGCUGCCUUGCCCCAGUGGCAACAUCUGUUAUUACACAGGGCAUGGAGGUUUGAACGUGACGGCCACAGCGGAGUAUCGCGGGAGUAUCAUCAAGACAGUCUUAACCCCCGACCCAGAUGCUGCAGUCGACCAGAAGUCGUGA
This is a messenger RNA of Prorocentrum cordatum, 489 nucleotides long. Lineage: Eukaryota; Dinophyceae; Prorocentrales; Prorocentraceae. The record is from the annotation of a GenBank genome assembly.